AGAGAGAGAGAUAGGACUUCCUCCCCGAUUCGCAAAGUGAAGUCACUUCCCAAAAUUAGCUGAAAAAAAGUUUCAUCCGGUUAACUGUCUCUUUUUCGCUCCGCUACAACAACAAACGUGCACAGGGGAGCGAGGGCAGGGCGCUCGCGGGGGGCACACAGGGAGGGCCCAGGGCGCCAGGGAGGCCGCGCCGGGCUAAUCCGAAGGGGCUGCGAGGUCAGGCUGUAACCGGGUCAAUGUGUGGAAUAUUGGGGGGCUCGGCUGCAGACUUGGACAAAUGGACGGGACUAUUAAGGAGGCUCUGUCAGUGGUGAGCGACGACCAGUCCCUCUUCGACUCCGCGUACGGAGCAGCGGCCCAUCUCCCCAAGGCCGACAUGACCGCCUCAGGGAGCCCUGACUAUGGCCAGCCCCACAAAAUCAACCCCCUCCCACCGCAGCAGGAGUGGAUUAAUCAGCCGGUGAGGGUCAACGUCAAGCGGGAGUAUGACCACAUGAAUGGAUCCAGGGAGUCUCCGGUGGACUGCAGUGUUAGCAAAUGCAGCAAGCUAGUUGGUGGAGGCGAGUCCAACGCCAUGAACUACAACAGCUACAUGGAUGAGAAGAACGGCCCCCCUCCUCCCAACAUGACCACCAACGAGAGGAGGGUCAUUGUCCCCGCAGACCCCACGCUGUGGACGCAGGAGCAUGUGCGGCAGUGGCUGGAGUGGGCAAUAAAGGAAUAUGGCUUGAUGGAGAUCGACACAUCAUUUUUCCAGAACAUGGAUGGCAAGGAACUGUGUAAAAUGAACAAGGAGGAUUUCCUCCGAGCCACCUCCGCCUACAACACGGAAGUGCUGUUGUCACACCUCAGUUACCUCAGGGAAAGUUCACUGUUGGCCUAUAACACAACGUCCCACACAGACCAGUCCUCACGACUGAGUGUCAAAGAAGACCCUUCUUAUGACUCAGUCAGGAGAGGAGGAUGGGGCAAUAACAUGAAUUCUGGCCUCAACAAAAGUCCGCCCCUUGCAGGAGCACAGACAAUGAGUAAGAAUACUGAGCAACGGCCCCAGCCAGAUCCAUAUCAAAUCCUGGGCCCUACCAGCAGUCGCCUAGCCAACCCUGGAAGCGGGCAGAUCCAGCUGUGGCAGUUCCUCCUCGAGCUACUCUCCGACAGUGCCAACGCCAGCUGUAUCACCUGGGAGGGGACCAACGGGGAGUUCAAAAUGACGGACCCCGAUGAGGUGGCCAGGCGCUGGGGGGAGCGGAAAAGCAAGCCCAACAUGAAUUACGACAAGCUGAGCCGGGCCCUGCGAUACUACUAUGAUAAAAACAUUAUGACUAAAGUGCAUGGCAAAAGGUAUGCCUACAAAUUUGACUUCCACGGCAUUGCCCAGGCUCUGCAGCCACAUCCAACUGAGUCGUCCAUGUACAAGUACCCUUCCGAUAUCUCCUACAUGCCUUCCUACCACGCCCAUCAACAGAAGGUGAACUUUGUCCCUCCCCACCCGUCCUCCAUGCCUGUCACUUCCUCCAGCUUCUUUGGAGCAGCGUCACAAUACUGGACCUCCCCCACAGGUGGAAUCUACCCCAACCCCAAUGUCCCCCGCCAUCCUAACACUCACGUGCCCUCACACUUAGGCAGCUACUACUAGGAGCUUAAUCAUCGGUGGCCUUCUAGCUGAAGCCCCAUCCCUCACACUUCCUGGGAUACUUUGGACUCUAAAGGACAUACGUGGCCUUGAAGACAAAACAAAACUGGAUGUUCUUUCUUGUUGGAUAGAACCUUUGUAUUUGUUCUUUAAAAAUAAUCUUUUUUUUUAAAUGUUGGUAACUUUUGCUUCCUUUACCUUGAACAAAGAUGCAUAAUUCUGUGGGCCAGUACACCAGUUUGGAUUCUCAAUCUCUUAUCAUCUUGUGAGUUGAAUAUUUAGAUUACUGGAAUGGUUGUAUCAUGGUUCUGGGAAAGAAACUGUAAAUGUUCUUUAUAUUUUUAUGACCAAAGCAGUUUCUUAUCAACACACGGGUCUCAUCAUGGACCUUAUAGGAUUCAAUAUGAUAAAGAAUCAUGGACUUAACCAGUUAUGCUCUGGUUUGAGACUUAGUGAAAAUAGAGGCAGGAAGCUUAUAAUCUUACUUUAGGAGGACCUACUUCAGUGGAUGGCAACUGGAACAUUGGUUGUAAGGCCAGUGAAGUUUUCACCCAACUGGAAUUUAAAAGAAAGAACAUGUAUAUGUAUUUAAGAAGCCAUGGGCAUUGCAAAAUCCCUCUCAGUGGGCAGUGUGCACUAGGCCGACCAUUCUCUCUAGAUAUAAUCAAGACAUGAACUAAGAAAUGUUAAUGCAAAUGCAGACAUUCCUGAAAGACAGAGAAUUAAAUAACUAAUGUUUUUUUUAAAAAAUAAUGACAGUGGGUCCCAGAACUUGGAAAAGUCUUAGGGAUUUCUAAACACAAACAGAUUCGCAAGCGCUGUGCGCUUGUCAGGCCAUCAGUCCAGGGUCAACCAACCAAAAGGCAACUUACUGUAUAAAUUAUGCAGAGUUAUUUUCCUAUAUCUCACAGUAUUAAAAAUAAAUAAUUAAAAAAUUAAAAAGAAUAAAUAAACGAGUUGACCUCGGUCACAAAUACAAUUUUACUAUCAAAUCAGUUGUUGUUAUUUUUUUAAAUGUAAUUUGUACAUCUUUGUCAAUCUGUACAUUUGGGCUGUUUGUACGUUUUUAUAGCUGGUUUUUAAAAGCAUAAUGUGACUAUUGCUGAAAAGAAAACAGGACGUUUAAGUCCCUGACUUACUAGAAAGAGAAGCCUGGUGCAGGUAUCUAACAGGUGGGCACAAGCAGGUGGAGGCAUCCAUUUAAAUCUUUAAUGCUUUGGAAAUGUUUGUAAAUAACCGUACCGCAAUAAUCACAACUUUGAAAAGAACAACCAAACUUUCCCUUGUGGAGACGAGGGAUUUUCCUGCCCUAUAUAUGCAAUAUAUUUUUUAGAUAUUAAAAUAUAUAUAAUUUUGCAGGUAAUCGUUGACUUUUUUUAAACUAUAUUAAGUGUUAAGCUGACAACUGUCAAUGAAGACUAUGUUGUAAAAUAAUUUGACUAAAUAAAUUGUGCCUUCUUCUCUCAGAA
Messenger RNA from Ceratotherium simum simum (southern white rhinoceros), 3102 nucleotides. It is a transcript of the gene FLI1, whose product is annotated as Fli-1 proto-oncogene, ETS transcription factor. Gene Ontology annotation, molecular function: DNA-binding transcription factor activity, RNA polymerase II-specific; sequence-specific DNA binding. Gene Ontology annotation, cellular component: nucleus. Lineage: Eukaryota; Metazoa; Chordata; Mammalia; Perissodactyla; Rhinocerotidae. The record is from RefSeq and is a predicted model, not a curated record. Gene Ontology annotation, biological process: regulation of transcription by RNA polymerase II; cell differentiation.